Oryza sativa Japonica Group (Japanese rice) is the source of this 2666-nucleotide messenger RNA. Its product is annotated as wall-associated receptor kinase 3. Gene Ontology annotation, molecular function: ATP binding; calcium ion binding; protein serine/threonine kinase activity. NCBI's taxonomy places the organism in Eukaryota, Viridiplantae, Streptophyta, Magnoliopsida, Poales, Poaceae. Gene Ontology annotation, cellular component: plasma membrane. The record is from RefSeq and is a predicted model, not a curated record. Gene Ontology annotation, biological process: protein phosphorylation; cell surface receptor signaling pathway.
CUUCCACGUACAAGCAAAGAAACACACGUACACAUGGCCAAAAACGUAAUGCGCGUCGUCGCAAUACUAGCCAUGCCACAACAACUAAUAGUGCUGCUGCUGCUGUUCCAUGCUACGGCGGCGCCGGCGGGUGGGCAGCGGGCGGGGUGCCCGAGCAAGUGCGGCGAGGUAGACAUCCCCUUCCCUUUCGGCGUCGGCGUCGACUGCGCCUUGCCGGGCUUAAACGUCUCAUGCAACCAUAGCUUUGCCCCUCCCAGACCCUACAUCGCCGAUGACAAUGAGUUCAUCGACGUCUCGCUGGAGACCGGGGAGACACGCGUGUACACUCCCGUGCUGCAAAACUGCUUCGACUUGUCCAACACCAGCAGCAGCUCCGACGCAAUCUGGCAGGGGCUCGACCUCACCGGGACGCCGUUCCUUGUGUCGCCGGAGAGGAACGAGUUCACCGCCACCGGCUGCGACGCGCUGGGGCUGAUAUACGGCAGGGAGGACGUGAGCUUCUUCACCGGCUGCGUCACGACGUGCACGAGCUUGGGUACCGCCGCCAACGACGGUGACAACUGCACGGGACUCGGUUGCUGCCAGCUGCAGUCCAUCCCUGGAAACCUUACCUUACUAGGGAUGACGUUGACGGCCAACAUCACCGACACGAAGAUUUCUGCGUGGAACCCCUGCCGUUACGCCUUUAUAACCGAGCGAGACAGGUACAAUUUUAACCGGAAGGAUUUCGGUCGCUCAGGCAACAAGAUAUUUGCAAACCGGGAUGGCGAGAUGGUUGUCCCUACGGUGCUUGACUGGGCCAUCAGGGGAAAUGGGUCAUGCUCGGGGUCGGUAGCUCCUGCCUGCGUCAGCGAGCACAGCUACUGCGCCAAUGCCACUAACGGAGAUGGGUAUCUCUGUAAGUGCUCCACGGGAUACGCCGGCAAUCCCUAUCUCAAAGGCAAUGGUGGAUGCACAAAUAUUGACGAAUGCAAGGAACCAGAUCGUUGUUCUACUGGCAGCAGAUGCCAUGACACAGAGGGCGGUUAUUACUGCAAAUGCCGUUUUCCACGUAGAGGGGAUGGUAAAAUUAAUGGCAAGGGAUGCCACCUUCCCAAAGAUAUAGUCGUGACCCUUGCGACGGUGUGCAUUGUGAUUUUUCUUGUGUUCUUUGUGUGCUGGUAUGAGAGACGGAAGAGAAGAAGGCACUUCAACAACAAUGGUGGCCGGCUGCUCAGUGGUAUGGAAAUCAAGCACUUCUCGAAGAAAGACCUAGACAAGAUGACAAAGAAUAGGACGACGAUGCUCGGAGAGGGUUACUUCGGCAAGGUCUACAUGGGAACCCACAAGAACCAGCUGGUUGCCGUCAAGUACUCCAAGGGAAAGCGCAAGCUGGCACAGAUGACGCAUGGCAAAGACAUCAAGUGCAUGAACAAGAAAAUGUUCCAAAACGCCUUUUGUUGGUCCAAAGUUCCAUCCUCGCCGGAAGAAGAUUCGUCGUCACGAGUGUCCGGCCCGGAGUUAGUGGACGAGCUAAGGGUCCAGUCACUGAUCCAGCACGAAAACGUGGUCACCCUCCUUGGGUGCUGCAUGGAGACGGAGGAACCCACGUUGAUCCUUGAGUUUAUCCCUAACGGGAGCCUCGAGAAAAAGCUCCACAAAGAUAAGCAACACCCUCUCUCGCUGUCGCAACGCCUUGACAUCGCCAUCGGCUCCGCGGAGGCUCUCUCCUACAUACAUUCAUCGUCUGACCACCAAAGCAUUGUUCAUGGAGAUGUCAAGCCAGCCAACAUCCUCCUUGAUGACAAACUGAUCCCUAAGGUCUCUGACUUUGGGUCAGCUGAGCUCACAUUGAAAAUCAAGCUCGUGUGUGGUGACCUGGACUAUAUCGAUCCCGUGUUCCUGCAGACCCGCAAUUUCACGGUGAAGAGCGAUGUCUAUAGCUAUGGGGUAGUUCUCCUAGAGCUCAUCACCCGGAAAAGGGCCAAGUACGACGAUGGGAGAAGCCUCCCAGUAGAAUUUGUGAAACACUACAAAGACAACAACGAAAGGAGGAAGAUGUAUGAUCAGGAUAUGUUGUCGUCUAUGGAUGCACUACUGCAGCCUUACUGCACGGAGUGCCUUGACAGGAUUGCUGCCAUUGCGGUCCGAUGUCUCAAAAACAAGGUGGAGAAGAGACCAACCAUGGCGGAGGUGGUCGAGGAGCUUAAGCAGCUGAGAGAGCAAUUAAGCACACGUAUGUCCUAGCUAAACUGCUGCAACUAAUGCCGGGUGCAGGAAUCCAUCAGCUCGAGUGUACGAAGAUGAAUGUUCUUCUUUGCCUCGUGUUCUUCAGUCUCUCAAUUAGUUGGUCUCUCGUCAAUGGUUUUCCUUUGCCUCUUGUUAAUUUCUCCCCACCCCUGCAAAUAGCAGAUAUAGCGUAUGCUCACAUUAUAGUUUGAGUUUGAGUACGUUGACGCGAUAUGUACUAUUCCACCGUUUCUCUUGUUAUCCGUGUAGUGUUAUGUGGUACUGUGUUGUCUCAGAAAGAAAUGUUGUGGUGCUAUUUUUUCUAUCUUUUUACUAUACCUUUUGUAGCUGCGGUAUCUUAUGUAAUAAUGUAAUUAACGCAAUGUUAAGCUGGACAUGUAUGGUUGCACCCAUGUUGUGAAAUAAUAAAUGACCUCAUAGGCCAUUCUCCAUGCUAA